Messenger RNA from Tinamus guttatus (white-throated tinamou), 1014 nucleotides. NCBI's taxonomy places the organism in Eukaryota, Metazoa, Chordata, Aves, Tinamiformes, Tinamidae. The record is from RefSeq and is a predicted model, not a curated record.
UGCGCCUACCGCCUCGGCCCGCGCGCCCGCAUCCUGCCCCUGGCAUGCACCCUAGAAUGUGAAGGAAAGCUGCCUCCUGCCAAAGCCUGGGAAACCUGCAAGGAGAUUCUGCAGCUGACGAAACUGGAUCUUCCUGAGGAUGGCAACACUGUUCCAGGAGACAAGAAAGAGCUGGAUGAGAACCACUUGCUUGCAAAGAAGUAUGGGGGCUUCAUGAAAAGAUAUGGGGGGUUCAUGAAGAAAAUGGAUGAGCUCUAUGGGGUGGAACCAGAGGAGGAAGCUGAUGGAGGAGAGACCCUGGCUAAGAGGUAUGGAGGAUUUAUGAAGAAAGACUCAGAUGAUGACACCCUGGCUAAUUCCUCUGAUCUCCUGAAGGAGCUUCUAGGAACAGGGGAUAACCCUGAAGCUGGACAUUACGGAGAGGUAAAUGAAAAUGAUGGAGAUGUCAGCAAAAGAUAUGGAGGCUUCAUGAGAAGUGUAAAGCGUAGUCCGGAAUUGGAAGAUGAAGCCAAAGAGCUGCAAAAGAGAUACGGUGGUUUCAUGAGAAGAGUGGGCAGGCCAGAGUGGUGGCUGGAUUACCAAAAACGGUACGGUGGGUUUCUUAAGCGCUUUGCUGAUUCUAUUCUCCCUUCAGAAGAAGACGGGGAAAGUUAUUCCAAAGAGAUCCCAGGGAUGGAAAAAAGAUAUGGCGGAUUUAUGAGAUUUUAAUACCUUCCCCCUUUAUCCCUUUUGUCCUAAAUGAGAGAGAGACUGCCUUAUUGGUCAUAACUUAUUGUAAUGUGUUGCUUGUACUGUACAGUUUUUUACUGUCCUGGUAAAUGAUGUAACCUGCAAUCUGCUGUUUCAGGUCCUGUGUUCUUUUAACCAUUUUCUGGUUCAGCCAAGUUCAAGUCUAUAUUGUAGUUUCCAUGUUAAAAUUAUUUUGAUUACUGUAUUCAUUUUCUUUAGAGAGAAAGUACAUCCACAGUAGAAUUGCUUAACUGUAUAUACAAUAAAUUUGUCAUCCUAACUGCA